AUGAAAAAAGAAAACUGGAUUCAGGAAAGUUUAAUUCCUGAAUCACUUCCGAAUGGUAUGCUUCGGAUUCAUUUAGAUAAUGAAGAUCGGAUUCUAGGUUAUGGUUCAGGAAGGAUUCAACGUAGUUUUAUACGUAUACCAACGGAAGAUAGAGUAAAAAUUGAAAGAAGUCAUUAUGAUUCAACCAAAGGGCAUAUAGUUUCUAGACUCCGAAACAAGGAUUCAAACGAUUAG
Molecule: messenger RNA, 234 nt
Organism: Quercus robur (English oak)
Lineage: Eukaryota; Viridiplantae; Streptophyta; Magnoliopsida; Fagales; Fagaceae
Source: the annotation of a RefSeq genome assembly